Molecule: messenger RNA, 1957 nt
Organism: Spinacia oleracea (spinach)
Lineage: Eukaryota; Viridiplantae; Streptophyta; Magnoliopsida; Caryophyllales; Amaranthaceae
Product: sodium/calcium exchanger NCL
Exons: 7
Coding region: 71-1807 (578 amino acids)
Biological process (GO): calcium ion transmembrane transport; intracellular calcium ion homeostasis
Cellular component (GO): membrane
Molecular function (GO): calcium:proton antiporter activity; calcium ion binding
Source: RefSeq, a predicted model, not a curated record
AUACGUACAUCCCUUAAAAUUCUCAUAUACAUAACAUUUUGGUCAUUUACCUUACAGUAUUAUUAGCACCAUGAAUUUCAUGGCAUGCAUCAAAAAUCAUAAAACUAGCUAUAUCCCAAUUUUUGGUCUCAUCAUUCUUCUCAUUUCCGUCGUCUCGGCCACCCGUGAUCUGGUGUCCGAUGGUGGUAACGAGACGGUGGGUUCGUCUUACAUUCGUUUCCCAACCAUUAAAUCACUAGCUUCAUCAGAGACUACUACUUGUGAGCAGAGUUAUGGAUUUUUGCCAUGUACUAAAACUGGUUUAGGAAAUUUCUUUUCGAUAGUAGUUUAUGGAUACAUAAUGUUCUCUGGUGCUAUUCAUUUGUCAAAUGGAGCUGAACUUUUGUUGGAGAUUGUUGGUCCUGGUAUUGUCGCUGGUCUCUUUCUUCCAUUGCUUGGAGCUCUUCCAGAUGGCAUGCUCAUUUUGGUAUCUGGGCUUUCUGGAAGCACAACAACUGCUCAAGAGCAGGUUUCAGUUGGAAUGGGAAUGCUAGCUGGUUCCACUAUUAUGCUUCUGACUGUUAUUUGGGGUUGUUGUGUUUUCGUUGGCAAGUGUGACAUUCAAAAUUCACGAGCACUUAAUGGAAUUGAUACCAAAGGUUUUCAUCUACAAGAUUCUGGUGUUUCAACUGAUAUAUGGACAAGUUAUGCUGCAAGGAUUAUGGCUAUCUCUGUAGUACCUUUUCUUGUUGUCCAAUUACCAAAUGCUCUCAAUUCAACUUCAGGAAGACACUACUCAAUCUUGAUUUCCCUCAUAGUCUCUCUUCUUUUGCUGAUUGGAUAUUGUGUAUAUCAGGUUUCCCAACCAUGGAUCCAAGAAAGGAGGCUUGACUAUGUGAAACAUAAGCGUGUUAUGACUGGAUUUCUUAAACAUUUGGAAACUCAUGCUACUGGAAAAUUUUACAAUCGUGAUGGUACCAUUAAUCGAGACGUUGUAGAAAAGCUUUUCAAAGCAAUAGACCAAAAUGGUGAUAACCAUCUAUCAAGUGGAGAACUCAGAGCCUUUGUAGUAGGGAUGCAGUUUGAAGGGAUGGGCGAAGAUUAUUUUUUAGACAAAGUAAUGAAGGAAUUCGAUACAGACCGCCCAGAUGAUCGGAUUGAUCAACAAGAGUUUGUUCAAGGUAUCUCAAAGUUCCUUGCUCUUGUUAGAGGUGAAAAGGCUAUUGAUCACAACGAUGCUGAUACACAAAAAUACUUGAGCCAUUAUGAUGAGCAAGCAACAAAAGAGCAUUUCUUAGUGGAUGAUUUUUUAGAUGAAGAGAAGGGUGAAGAAAUAGAAAAUCGCAAGGCAACGACAAUUAAGGCAAUAUUACUGAUUUUGCUUGGGACAGUGAUAACCGUUGCCUUUGCAGAUCCAUUAGUAGAUUCUGUACAUAGUUUCUCUGAAGCAACCAACAUUCCUCCCUUCUUCAUUUCCUUUGUUUUCUUACCCUUAAUUACUAACUCCAAAGGAGCUGUCUCUGUUAUUAGUUUUGCCUCUAGCAAGAAGAGGAAAUCUGUUUCAUUGGCGUUUUGUGAGUUAUAUGGAGAAGUGACGAUGGGAAAUGUAGUGGGUCUGACAGUGCUAUUGACUUUAGUAUAUGCAAGAGGAUUGACUUGGGAUUUCUCUUCAGAAGUGCUUAUCGUUUUCCUGGUUUGUACUCUAAUGGGUGCUCUCACUUGCUUCCGUACUACUUUCCCUCUCUGGACUGCACUUACGGCUAUCCUUCUCUGCCCCUUCUCUCUGCUGCUUGUUUAUGUCCUUGACAACUUCUUUGGCUGGUCAUAGACGGGGUAUAAAUGACUCCAGAAUCUUUAUAGACAUAUUGGACUUGGAUUUUGAAAUCCGCUAAAUAUCUUUUUUACGUAUUUAAUAAGUGAACGCGAUCAACUUGAUUUUUUUUAUUGAACAAGUUUAUUAGUUACCCUUAUGAACAAA